CUAAUAUCAGUCUGAAUCUUACGCCAUGUCGCGCGUUGACGUCGACAUCCUCGCAAGGUGCGCCGUGAUUCUAUGGCUGUUAGUGCAAUAUAGUGUUGGACUUUCGUCUGCAAUGCUCCCAGGUGUAAGGACUUGCAGUGUCCGAGUACAAGCGCUAUCACCGACCGCAACAACGGACCAGCUCGGAGCACAAGUCAUCGCAGCUUUCAUUGCAACUUGCCGGUGGAACAUGAAGUGCAGAUUUGGUGACAAAACCAGUUGCUUCUUCAAAACACGGCCCAGUGUGCCCUACACCAACGCCCCCAUCCUCUCGCAGCUAGCUACGCCCUUCUACUUUCAUUUCAUAGUCCGCGCCGCGCAGAACGCGAUUAUUGCAUUGGGAGAGGGCAGUACAGACGAAUCCAUAUUCGCUGUGAUAGUUCUUGGUUCACGACUUAACACCCUAAGCUUAAUCCGAGACUGUUGGACUGUUCUCCCGACGUGCGACUGGCGACAGGUUCAGGUGGAACACUAUGAAAAUGACAUGGUCAGCGCCAAAGAAUACCGCGGUUUCUGGGUCCAGUACGACGGGGCCGGUGUGGUGCGAGUCGGCGGGGAAGACGGCACGAAAGACGGUAGGGUUUUGAUGGAGUGGAACGCACGAAGCUUCCACGGCCGCGUGGUCCAAACGGUACACGUUGGGAUAUCGGCCUGGAAGUACAGCGAAGCUGAUUGGGUAUUUUAUCAGUCAUGUGACUGAAUGUAUGUAUCCAAUGAAAACCAAAAGCGAAGCUGAUUGGGUUGUUUUUAGUCUGGUUCCCAGACCAAAAGAUUCUGACAUAUUCUCCUCCCGUUUCCGAAAAUAUCCAAAGUUUGCCGAAUGCAUUUCGUCGAUACUCUCAGAUAGGGCCCAGGUAUUUUUGGGUACAAAACAGGUUUUAUUUACACUGCCAUGCUUAUUAACAAUGAAACAAAAAAUGAGUUGAAAAUUAAUAUUCAUUGCUUGCAUUUAAAAUAAAACCUUGCAAUUCAAUGACUUUGUGCAUCAAGUAUGCACUCGGAUCGAUAGUACGAGGGACGAGCUUUGUUGUGUCAUGUACUAUUUUUAAUCUGAACACGGUUACCUAGGGUUAUUCAAAAAAAUCGGCGUCGUCUCCAUUUCGGGGUUGGCCUGCUAUUGUGGGCCCCUAACUUUGAAGAUUCCAGCUCAACAUUAGUCAAUGUUUUCUU
Messenger RNA from Patiria miniata (bat star), 1209 nucleotides. RefSeq lists its product as uncharacterized. The coding region runs from base 26 to 739 and encodes 237 amino acids. The record is from RefSeq and is a predicted model, not a curated record. NCBI's taxonomy places the organism in Eukaryota, Metazoa, Echinodermata, Asteroidea, Valvatida, Asterinidae. The transcript is spliced from 3 exons.